Messenger RNA from Cavenderia fasciculata, 522 nucleotides. RefSeq lists its product as uncharacterized. The record is from RefSeq and is a predicted model, not a curated record. Lineage: Eukaryota; Evosea; Eumycetozoa; Acytosteliales; Cavenderiaceae. The coding region runs from base 1 to 522 and encodes 173 amino acids. The transcript has 2 exons.
AUGGAUAUUCAUGAAAGUUUAAGUUUGUGGGUACAUUAUGGAAGAGAUGUUACUAGAAUAACAUUUGCAUAUGUUCAAUUUUGGGAUGAUUUAAGAGGUUCGAUUAGGAAUAAUCCUGAACUUCAAAUACCUCCUAGACACCGUCUUCGACUGUACUAUUUGUCUCCAGUCUCUUCAACUACUACAACAUUGGCAUCAUCUGAUGGUCAUGGAGACCAAAAGACAGUAACAACCACUACAACCACCCAUCCUCCACCUUCUGCUAUAUUAAAUUAUGAUGAUUAUGACUUGAAUCAAGAUGCAAUUCAUUUUAAAAGAUUAAUGGAAACUGACAACAUACCAAAGAAUCUUUUAAUCUCGCAUAUUUAUGUAGAAGCUUUACCUCCAAUCCCACUUCCCAAUCCUUCAUCAAAUAUUAAUCCAGAGGAUAAAAAGUUGGAUUUGAUUAUAUCAAUUUUGAAUGAAUUAAAAGAAUCAAAUCAAAAUCAUUCAGCUAAUAAUUGUUGUUGUACAAUAUGUUGA